CAUUGAUUUUGAAUAGUCUAAUAAUUAAAAAGCAAUAAUCUAAGAUUGUAACACCUUUGUGUUCCGUGACUUAUAAGUUAAAACAGCUGAGACUGCCAUCUUUAGGAUUAACAGUGCCACUCUGAUGUAAAUUAUUCUGAAUUCUGAUGAGAGAAAUAUAAUUCAACUUUACUAUCAAUCGAUUAAAGUUAUCGCUUCUGGCCAUCUGUAUGAUUUAAAGCCUUUCGCUCCCCUCGGUGAUCAUCUAAAUUAUUUUGAUAGAGUGUUCUAGCAGCUGCUUCAAUGGGCCGUCGUGACAAGGCAUUUGGGGUCAUCCUGACCAGAGAUGUAUUCCUUUCAGGCAUGGGAUUUAUUUAUUUAUUUGCAUUCGCUUCUCUUUAUCACCAAUUACCAGGUUUAAUUGGUGAUAAAGGUAUAUUACCUGUCCAUAGCUAUGCUCAAUUAGAUAAACGCGGAUUAUCUGUGUUGGAUGAAGUUUUAGAAUCCAAACCUAGUCUCGUUUGGCUUGCACCUAAACUUGGCCUAAACUUUGAUUUGAUGUUAGAUUUAGUUGCAUUAUCUGGGAUAAUCGUUUCUUCAUUUGUUAUUAUUUCUAGCAAAGCUAAAAAUCCACUCCUUUUCGGUCUCCUUUAUAUUUUGUACUUUUCCCUGUAUCAGGUCGGUCAAGAAUUUCUUUGGUUCCAAUGGGAUAUACUUCUUCUUGAGGCAGGAUUCCUUUGUAUUAUAAUUGCUCCAUUCAGCAAUUCAUUUAACCAUUCACCGUCUCGUGAUCCAAUCACAUUAUGGCUCGUCAAAUGGUUGCUUUUCCGUUUAAUGUUUAGUUCAGGAAUUGUCAAAUUAACCUCUAAAUGUCCUACUUGGUGGGGAUUGACGGCACUUAAUUACCAUUUCGAAAGCCAAUGUUUACCUACUCCCUUCUCUUGGUAUGCACAUCACUUGCCCAGUUGGUUAUUGAGAUUAGGUGUUGUUGGUACUUACGUCGUCGAAAUUAUAAUCCCUUUCUUUUUCUUCGGACCUGCUGUAUUGAGAAGAAUAAGUUUCUGGGCUCAGGUGAUAUUCCAAUUUUGCAUAAUUCUAACUGGAAAUUACAACUUCUUCAAUCUACUUACGAUUGUGUUGUGUAUACCUUUGUUGCAAGAUGCUGACUUUCCACGCUUCCUACGACGGUCUCAUCGUGUUCCGCCUGCAAGGAGAAAUUCCUCAGAUACAAUUAUAGCUAGUUUUGGAAUAGGCUUUAUACUGUACGAGACUGUUAAGCUAUUCAAUUUGCAUAUCGAAAAAGAUAGAACAUUAUCCUCCAAAGUCAACUUUCAAGAGCCUGAACUCAAAUAUUUUAUUGGAAAAGCGUUACAUGCGUCAAUCACCGUCGGUCUUAUUUCUCUGGGGUUGGUCUUUAUUCGAUCGGUUUACAGAGCUUUCAAACAUGGAUCAUACUUUGCACGUUUUGGACGAAUAGUCGCAGUUAUUCUCUACAGCUUAGCAGCUUUUCUCAUAUUUGCUAUAAGCUUAAUUCCCUUCACUGGACAACUUGAUAAAUCUGUGUACACCAAGAUCUCGCCAGUUAUCCAUCAAUGGCAUCACAACUCAAAUCCCUUGAUCAUCACUAAUAGCUACGGACUUUUCCGUCAAAUGACUGGAGUCGGUGGUCGUCCCGAAUUGAUUAUCGAAGCUUCUAACGACCUGGAAACUGGUUGGAAAGAAUAUAAUUUCCUGUAUAAACCUGGAAAAUUGAAUGAAGCACCCAAGUUCUUGAUACCUCAUCAACCUCGACUUGAUUGGCAGAUGUGGUUUGCAGCUCUGAAUGAUUAUGAAAAUAAUCCAUGGCUUCUGAGUUUGGUUUACAGACUUUUAAAUAACGAGAAAGCAGUUUUGGAUCUUAUUGACAACAAAAGUUUACCUUACAGUCAAGGACCCAAACAUAUUCGUGUCAAACAAUAUCUGUAUCAUUACACAAAUUCAUUUGAACGCAGAAAAACUGGAGCUUGGUGGAAACGAGAUUUCAAAAAGGUUUACCUUCCACCAGUGGACAAAGAAUCAGUUUUGCGUUAUUUGAAGACGGCAGGAAUUAACUUAAAUCAACAAAAUCCAUUGAAAGUUACAAAUACACAAUACUCUUGGGUGCUGCCUUUAAUUCGUUCAUUGGUUAAUCAAGUUUCACCUAAUGUAUUCAUCUAUACUUUUGCUGCAUGUUUGUUGUCAAUCAAGCUCAUUUACUAGAAUAGUCUAACAAAUUAUUAUUGGCUCAUUACCAUCAUCAUAAUGUGGGAAAGAAGCGGUGGAAAAUGAAAAGGAAAUACGAAACUUGUUGACAUUUUUUAACUCGAUUGAUCAUUGAAUUUCAAUCAAUCAAAAUAAAUGUUAUUUUUCCUCUUUUUUUACAUCCAACAAGCAAACAAAAACUAAAAUUGUCAAUUAGUAGAUCGCAAUAAUAAAUUUUACAUUAUAA
Molecule: messenger RNA, 2446 nt
Organism: Tetranychus urticae (two-spotted spider mite)
Lineage: Eukaryota; Metazoa; Arthropoda; Arachnida; Trombidiformes; Tetranychidae
Product: lipase maturation factor 2
Biological process (GO): protein maturation
Cellular component (GO): endoplasmic reticulum membrane
Source: RefSeq, a predicted model, not a curated record